AUGACUACCUCUAUGUUGGCGUCUGGAAGGGCAAAGGUGCCAGGUAACCUCAAGGCGCCGCUCGCAAAAUCUUGCAAAAGAGUAUCAACACCAGUCCAAUGCUACUCUUCGUCCGCUACUGCCUCUCCUCAAAGCACCAAUGGCCGAACUCGCAGCCCAGCGAAGGGCGACGAUGCAGCCACUCAGCGAGAGCUCUUCAUGAACGUCCUCACCGCCAAUGCCACGAAGCGUGACGCCAAGCAGUAUUUGGCCCGCUUCAAGCCAGCGAAGGAUGCCAGCACAAGCAAGACCGCUACCCUCUCGCCUCUCGAGCAAGAACGCAAUGCCCGCCACCGCCGCGAUCAGGACCGACUGGACAGGAGCGGCGUCAACCUCGGCGGGCUGUAUGCUCCUGCCCGGGCCAUCGCCGAGUCGCCGCAGUUCACCCAGCCGCAUGUGGGUGAAAGGACUGCUGCAACUCCCCAGCAGACGCUUCAUGUUGCGCUUGUCUGUUUGAGAGCGCCGGAAAGUCUGGAUGAUGCCACUUUGGAAGGGGUGGCGACCACGCUCAGCCAGCUGGUCAAGCUGGACAUGAGGAUUGCCAUUGUCCUGGACUGCGGCGGUGACGCAGGCGCCACCAGCAUGAGGGAGCAGUCGUCCGCCAUCAAGCAUCAAUGCGACAGGCUGGCGAAGGUAAUUGGCAAACACAGCACCAAGGGUGCACGCCUUGUAUUGGGGGCUCUUGAACUUACUGACGAAGGAUCGCACGGCUCGGUGCAAGGCACCACGGACAGCGCAGCCACCGUCUCCGUGCCAAGUCUACUUACGGACCCUCUCAAGCGGUCUGUUAUCCCUAUUGUCCCGACUCUGGCGCACACAGCGACCAGUCAGCUCGUGCAGAUACCUGCCACUACGAUCAUGAUCGCACUGUCGAGGCUCUUCUCUGGCCUGCCGACCAGUCCAACGAUACCCGGGGAUAGCCGGCCCACCAUCAACACUAGUCUGGACCGCAUCAUUGUUCUCGACGAGGCCGGCGGCGUGCCAAGCAAAGCGCGAGGCGACGGCGCUCAUGUCUUCAUCAACCUCGACCAGGAGUACAGCGAGAUUGAAGGCGAACUGGUGGAGUACGGCAAGGAAAUCCCCACGGUCACCGACGCUCGCAAUGUCUACGAACAACACCGCUCAAAUCUGGCCAUGACCAAGGCAUGUCUUACACUGCUUCCCUCCGCCUCCUCGGCACUAGUCAUCACGCCCCAGGAAGCCGCCGUCUCCUCGCAGUCCACAGAAGACGACUCCAGCAUCGGCGCAGGUACCCGCCGCCGCAGGAACACUCUCAUCCACAACCUCCUUACCAACAAACCCAUCGUCUCGUCAUCCCUCCCCGUCGCCCGCCUACCCCCCGCUCCGGGCGCCGACGCCGACGUCGACAGCCCGGACAUGCCCCGCGCCACCCUCAUAAAACGCGGCAUGCCCGUCACAAUCAUCCCGCCCCCCGACCCGACACAUGGCUGGCUCGCUCCCGCCUCGGGCCAAACGACCCUCGACCUCGAGACCGACCCCCGCGUCGACCUGCCGCGCCUCGUGCACCUCAUCGAAGACUCCUUCCGCCGCAAACUCGACGUGCGCCACUACCUCGACCGCAUCCGCGGCCGCACCGCCGGCCUCAUCGUCGCGGGCGAAUACGAAGGCGGCGCAAUCCUGACCUGGGAAACGCCGCCCGGGGCGCUGGACUCCGAUCCCUCGCGCCUCGUGCCGUAUCUCGACAAAUUCGCUGUGCUGUCGAAUAGCCAGGGCAGCAGCGGGGUAGCGGAUAUUGUGUUCCAAGCGAUGGUGCGGACGUGUUUCCCCGCAGGGGUUUGUUGGAGGAGUAGGAAGGACAAUCCGGUGAAUAAGUGGUAUUUUGAGCGGAGCGAGGGGACGUGGAUGGUGCCCGAGAGUAAUUGGACGAUGUUUUGGACUGGGGAGGGGGUGGUGGAGGGGAGGGGCAGGUGGGAGGAUUAUGUGGGGGCUUGCAGGGGGGUGGGGCCGAGUUGGGCGGAUAAGGGGAGGGUGGCGGAUUGA
Molecule: messenger RNA, 2040 nt
Organism: Saxophila tyrrhenica
Lineage: Eukaryota; Fungi; Ascomycota; Dothideomycetes; Mycosphaerellales; Extremaceae
Gene: ARG2
Product: Amino-acid acetyltransferase, mitochondrial
Exons: 1
Coding region: 1-2040 (679 amino acids)
Biological process (GO): L-ornithine biosynthetic process; L-arginine biosynthetic process
Cellular component (GO): mitochondrial matrix
Molecular function (GO): L-glutamate N-acetyltransferase activity, acting on acetyl-CoA as donor
Source: RefSeq, a predicted model, not a curated record